Ectocarpus sp. CCAP 1310/34 is the source of this 1347-nucleotide messenger RNA. The record is from the annotation of a GenBank genome assembly. NCBI's taxonomy places the organism in Eukaryota, Phaeophyceae, Ectocarpales, Ectocarpaceae.
AUGCAGAAAGACAAUCUCGCUCGGGAGGAGCUUCGCCUAGAACUGGACGGGAACGAGGACGAACAUGGAAACGGGCAAGAUCUCAGCGACGGGGACGCCCCAUCACUGCAUCUCUCAUCGACGCCAGCUGGAUCGUCAUCCGAGACCCACGCAUCUAGCCCCAGCCCAUCAUUGUCGAACCCGUCUGAACCGAACACUUCUGCAUCAACUGGAUCCUUCGGCAUGCGGCGCCUGCAAGUCACCAGAGCUACCACGCGCGGGAAGCCCACCAGCGACGAUCAGAUCGACGUUAACUUGGUUCCUGCCGAUCUGCAACUGGCUGAGAUAGCCAAUCAAGCCCAGCUCCCAUGCCCUGGCGAUACUGAGGAUUUCGCCCACGUGGCGGAAGACCCCUUCACGUUGCCGCGGGCUCACGCCUACGUCACGACCACUCACGACCACCACGGGAUCUUGGAGGAGACGAAUCAAGCGAUCGAAAUCCCCAACACCUACGACGAAGCCAUGAGCUCUCCCCAGCGCGGAGAAUGGAAAGGAGCGUGCAGCAAGGACAUGGACAAUCUGCGGACACACAACGUCUACAAUCUGGUGCCCCUCAGUAGCGUUCCCAAGGGAGAGAAGAUCCUCGCAACGAAAUUCGUCUUCAAGAAAAAGCUGGACGGACGCUUCAAAGCUCGCCUGGUGGUCGGAGGACAUCGUCAAGAGCAGGACAGGAUUACGGACGCAGCUACGCACCACAAGGACAUGGACAAUCUGCGGACACACAACGUCUACAAUCUGGUGCCCCUCAGUAGCGUUCCCAAGGGAGAGAAGAUCCUCGCAACGAAAUUCGNUGCCGUAACGGGCCACGUGGAGCCAUCCGGUCUUUCCUUCAUUCAGCUGGCUGAGAUAGCCAAUCAAGCCCAGCUCCCAUGCCCUGGCGAUACUGAGGAUUUCGCCCACGUGGCGGAAGACCCCUUCACGUUGCCGCGGGCUCACGCCUACGUCACGACCACUCACGACCACCACGGGAUCUUGGAGGAGACGAAUCAAGCGAUCGAAAUCCCCAACACCUACGACGAAGCCAUGAGCUCUCCCCAGCGCGGAGAAUGGAAAGGAGCGUGCAGCAAGGACAUGGACAAUCUGCGGACACACAACGUCUACAAUCUGGUGCCCCUCAGUAGCGUUCCCAAGGGAGAGAAGAUCCUCGCAACGAAAUUCGUCUUCAAGAAAAAGCUGGACGGACGCUUCAAAGCUCGCCUGGUGGUCGGAGGACAUCGUCAAGAGCAGGACAGGAUUACGGACGCAGCUACGCACCAGUAUGCCGUAUCGGGAGCAUUCGCAUGACGUGCGCCAUUGGCUGCCACAACA